Molecule: messenger RNA, 3317 nt
Organism: Plectropomus leopardus (leopard coralgrouper)
Lineage: Eukaryota; Metazoa; Chordata; Actinopteri; Perciformes; Serranidae
Gene: inhbb
Product: inhibin subunit beta B
Cellular component (GO): extracellular region
Molecular function (GO): cytokine activity; growth factor activity
Source: RefSeq, a predicted model, not a curated record
GGAGAAAAGGGUCUCAGUGAGCAGCAUCUUGCAAGACGCACGGACGCUGGCCAUUUACAGCCGCGCGCACCGGACACGGUACAACCCAGGGGCAUACACACAAAAGCCACGGGCGUCAGCGAUGGUUGUGCUCAGGAGCGCAGCUGUGGAAGAGGACUCUGUGCGUGCUGUUUGAAUGGGAGAGAGCGGACCGAACGCCUCUGGACACCGUUUCUUUAUUUAUUGAGAGUUGUCGGCGCGGCGGUGCGCUCGCCCUGUUUGUUUUGGUAGAUUACGCGUGCGAAGUGAACGUGGUAUGACAGAAGCGCGUCAACAAUCCAAACUCCGGAGUGCGCGUGGCAAUCAGAAAGAUGAACUUUUAUUGUGCGCGGAGAAAAAGACGAAUUGCUGGAUAACGAACUAAAUGCAUAAUGACUGGAGUUAAUUAGCGUCACUAUUUCUUGUAUGUUUCUGGAAUACAAAGAUUUCGUUCUUUGGAUACCCUCUCACUUUUGGAGCACCAGUGGAUGUUCUCCCGGAACUUGCAAAAUUGUAAAUUAAAAGUAGCUUUAACCUUAGAUUGUGUGUAUUACACCUUUGUCUCGCAUAUAAUUUGGACAGUAAUCUUAAAUUUAGAAAAAUGGGCAUCUACAGCGUGGCUUUGUCCUGUUUGGUGGCGUGCGUUCUCUCCGUGCGCUGCAGCUCCGUGGCCACCGCGACGGAAUCCCAGAGCUCGCCCCAGGAGUCGUGCGCGUCCUGCGGCCUCAGGGCGCCGGAUCAGUCGGAGCGGGUCAACAUAGACUUUUUGGAAGCGGUGAAGAGGCACAUACUAAACCGGCUGCAGAUGAGAGAGAGACCCAACAUCACGCAUCCCAUCCCCAAGGCUGCGAUGGUGACGGCGCUGCGGAGGCUGCACGCCGGGAAAGUGCGCGAGGACGGCCGGGUGGAGAUCCCCAGCUUUGACGGACAGGCUGCGUACAACAACGAGGUUCAAGCGGAGAACUCUGAGAUCAUCAGCUUCGCCGAAUCAGAUGAGCACACGUCUUCCAAGUCUGGUCUGUACUUCCUCAUCUCCAACGAGGGCAACCAGAACCUGUACGUGUCCCAGGCCAACUUGUGGCUCUACUUCCGUGUGCUGCCGGCUGGUCCAGAGAAGGGCCUCCGGAGGAAGGUGACAGUCAAGAUCCACUACCAGGAGGCUGGAGCCGCCAGCGGUGCGGAGGGAGGCCCGGGAGGCCCAGGAGGCGGCGGUGGUGGUGGUGGAGGUGGAACCGGCCGCUGGGCCCUGGUGGAGAAGCGGGUGGAUCUGAAACGCAGCGGGUGGCAUACCUUCCCCCUCUCAGAGGCGGUGCGAGCUGUUUUCGGGAAAGGCAGCCGGCGGCAGGACCUGGAGGUCCACUGCGAGGGCUGUGACACAGCGGGCGUGGCUCCGGUGCUAGUGGACCCGGGUGACCCAUCCCACCGACCCUUCCUGGUGGUGCGUGCACGGCAGGUGGAUGGAAAGCACCGCAUUCGCAAGCGGGGGCUAGAGUGUGACGGCACCAGUGGGGGCCUUUGCUGCCGGCAGCAGUUUUACAUAGACUUCCGUCUCAUCGGCUGGAACGACUGGAUCAUUGCGCCAGCCGGUUAUUACGGCAACUACUGCGAGGGCAGCUGCCCGGCCUACAUGGCGGGCGUGCCGGGCUCUGCAUCAUCCUUCCACACUGCAGUGGUUAACCAGUACCGCAUGAGAGGGAUGAGCCCGGGCUCGGUCAACUCCUGCUGCAUCCCCACCAAGCUCAGUACUAUGUCCAUGCUCUACUUUGAUGAUGAGUACAACAUUGUAAAGAGGGAUGUGCCCAACAUGAUUGUGGAGGAGUGUGGCUGCGCUUGAGUCCAUGUCGAGCCUUCAUUAUCUUUGAACUCGGAACAGUCAGAAAGGCCUUUUGUACAAACAGGACGUUAUUGUGCGGUACACAUAUACAAUAUAUCUAUACCUACUGUACGUGCGAGCAACACGUGCGCUGGUAGCAAGUGCCAGUGCUGUGUCGCCGUGUGUUUGCACGUGUCCAUGCGAGUGUGUGUAUUUAUCAGACUGAGUGAUGUGCUCGCUGUCCGAGUUUUCCGACUGGUCAGUAACGGGACUAGAAGGGAACGAUUAUCACCAAAUGAUACUUUGCUCUAGUUUGCCAUUUCUAGUCAAAAAAUAAUGGCUCAUCAUCUCCUCUUGAAUGAAGAUAACAAGCGCUUAAGGAAAGUGACAGGAUCAGCUGAUGACACCAUUGGCUUUGCUCCCAAUCCCACUCCUCCAGCCCUCUUAAGUACUUUAAGCACGUGACAGACUUUUGUUUUUAUAAAGCACUGACAAUUCAUCAGCUUAUACAAUUCAGAACACCAGCACUUCCCUACUAUGCCGACAGAUGCAGUCUGACUGUCCUCUCUGGUGGAAUUAGACCGGCAGCGCUUAGGAUUAUAGCCUUCGCAGAAAGGCAAAAGAAAGUCGCCCACAGAGCUGCUGUUGACCACGGGCCUCGACCUCAAGAGAGCUUCAGGCCCUGCCACCAUGACAACCAGGUGAAGAUGGAUCUCAUAAGUGCACUUCACUCGUGCACUGGGAGCGACAGAGUGAGAACUGCUUCCUACCGCCCGCUAAGGCUCAGCAGAUGUGGGCCAGUGGACGUGGAGACUCUAGUUUCGGCCCAGUGGGUCGCCACAGUGCAGUGCAGCACUUGCAGAAACUGAAAUGCACACCCUGAAUAGCACUUGUAUAAAGAAAUGCCUUCCAAGGGGUACUGAGUGUCCUGUCCUAUCACUAAAUAAGUGCCACAUGAGCUAUGCAAUGUAUAGUAACCUAUACCCAUACUCAACAUGCUCUAUUAGACUCUCUUUCCAUCUCUCUCUCUUUCUCUCUCUCUCUCUUUCUCGCUUCAAUCCUCGACUCUUUAUCAAUACUUGAAAUGUAAUCUUUCGCUUCCUUUCCAAAGCGAAUGAUUGUUGUGACGUUUGCACUGAAAAGUUGCGGGAUUAGUGAAACAAAAAAAAAAACUGCCAUUGAAAAGUUAUUUUUAUAGAAGUAAAUUGAAUUUUGUUUCAAAUGUAUUUUACCUAAUUAAUGGAACCAAAGAGGCCAAGAUUUUAGCUAUUGUACUGAAGAUGGCGAGGCCAUUGAGUUACUGUGUACAAUACUGUUGUUUUGAUCAUUUGCAAUAGGCCUACCACUGUAUCAGGGUACGAUAUAUGAUUUCAUUUCUUAGCUCUGUUUUCAUUCUCUGUUUUGUACAAUAAGCAACACUUCAUUUUUUUCAUCUUUAAUUCUAUUUUUGUUUCUGUUUUCUAUUUAAUAAGAAAGUUAUUUUUAG